GGAGAGCUGUCCCGCGCCAGUCUGCGUCGCGCGCUCGAGUCGAAUCACCGAGCCCGUGCGCUCGGAUAUCCCGCGAUAAAAUGCCGCUCUUUUCGGAGCACAUCACAAACAUGUAUUACAGUGGUACUCCGUCAUAUAGUUCUCCCUACAGUUAUAGCGGAUCGCCGUAUGGAUCUUCGUACAGUGCAUCAUACUUGAACUCCGGUGGGAAUUAUUCAAACCAUUCUUCACUUAGUCCUUAUACGAGAACCUUGUCAUCGCGUUAUUUAUUAGGAAGUGGCAGGACAUAUUCGCCUAUAUUAAGUACAAUCUCAGAAAAAGGGACAUCGAGUCCUGUUAGAAUAAACAGUCCUAGAAGGACUCCCUUAACAAGUAGGACUUAUAUACCUAGUUAUACUUCUAGGCCUGUCAAUAUAAACACUGCGGAUAUUGAUGUGUCACGUGAAAAAUAUCGCAAUAAAGCUAGGAGUGCAAAUAUAACGACAGAAUCACAACGGCUAAGCUCUCCAAUAAAUACUGCAAAAGAAUCGUCGUCUAACGUUGCUGAUAAGCCUGAUACAGGCGUUGAUUCUUCUCCAGGUACUCCUCCACAAAGAUCAACAAUAAAACGUGACCGCCCUGUCAUAAGAUUACAUACAGUAAAGAGAAAAGAUAGAGAUUCGCCUCGAAAACCUAUUGAUACUUCAACCGUUGUAAAUUCUUCAGACGAAACAACAGAUAAAGACAAACUUGAGCCGUUGAAAUGGCGAGAAAGGUUAGCUGACGAUUUAGCUUUUAAAAAUAAAAAAGAAAAGAAAACUAUCGGAGAGAAGUUAGUUGAAAAAUUUACUCUCAAAGAUAAAGAUGAUAAUGAUGUGGAAAAUAAUGCAAUGGAUAUCUCAAAAGACAAUAUUACUGAUAUUGAUCUUAAACCAGCUUCAGUACAAAUAAGUGCAAACGACACACCAAGUGAUAAUAUGAAAUUGGGUAGACGUUGUUCUAUGGAAUUAUUAGCGGAGCAAGCUACACUAUUGGAUUCUUUAAUAAGGAGAGAGAAUUUAAGUACUGCUACUUUAGAUUUAAGUAAAAUUGGCACCGAAAAUAUUGAAGAAAAAGUAAACAAGGCAAUAGAUAACAAAAAGAGAAAAUUUAUCCAUCAACCAAACCCACUUACAACCACCAAGUCAGACCAUUCUUUACUAUCUCAACGUAGUUCAAAAAGAAAGAGUUUAAGAAAGUCGACAUCUGGUGAAAAUAUUCGCAAACUGGACUGUAUUUCGGAAACUCUCCCAUUACCUAUCACUGAAAACGUUAUAAAGAGCGACGAAAGCAAGACUUUAACUGAAAACAAAAUUAAAAAAACAAAAUUGAAACAGAAAAUUACAACCAGUGUGGAAAUUUCGCCACCAGCUAGUCCUUUAAAGUUUGUUGUUGAAAAUGUUACUGUAGAAGAAAAACCUGUUCCAAAAAAGAAAGAUAUUAUAUUCAGUGCUGUGAUAGAAGAUGUUAAUGUAAAUAUCAAACCCAAAAAAGCUACUUCAAAUGCAGUUGAUACAGGGCAUCGAAAAAGUGUAAAAAUAAAACUGAAAUCUGAUCAGAAUAAUGAAACUUCAGACAUUAUCGCUUCACCUGAGCCAGACGAUGGUAAUUUUUGGGGUAAAAUAGGAAAACGAGAAACGGUCUAUUUAACGAAUAGAAAAAAGGAUCUGGAUAAAGCAAAAGAAGAAAAAAAGCGAUCAUUUUGUUGGUUCCCUGAAGACAAUGAAAGUGAAUUAAAGGAUAGGAGUGAUAAUAUCAUUUCCAGUCAGAGCGAUAGUCAACUAAAUAUUAAAACUAAAAAUGAAAAUCACGAUGUUUUAAACAAAGCAGAUGGUAAAAAACCUAAUGAGUGCAAAAUUCAGGAAGAUCAGCAAUCAGUGAAAGAGAUCCCUAUCGUAGAAAACAUUGAUGCAAAGAUUAGUGAAACUAAGAAUAUGCCAAAUCCUGAAGAACAACAAAUAAUAAUGAAUCAAACAAAUGCAAAUGAGUUUGAAAUAAAGGAUCGAGAAAUGAAGAAUAAUUGUGAUUCAAUUAUUGAUUCAGUAUUAAAUAUUAAUGAACCUUCAGAUCUACCGCAAACCAAAGGCGAAAUACCAGAAAAUGACACUAAAAAAAUAAAAAUUGUUAAGAAAUUUCCGGGUACUAAAGAAAAUGUAGAUAAAGAAAGUCCUGAAAAAAGUAUUUCAAGUUUACCUAAUAAAGGGGGGAAUGAUAAAAAUGAUAUCAAAAAGAAAAAUAUUAAAAACAAAUCUUUACCUAAAAGUGACAAAUUUUUACCAAAAUCGACAUCGACACCAACAAUACCCAGUAGUAGUAUAAAUAAAAACGAUAUCUCGACCCUUAAGGUUGAAAAAACUGAUUCUGCUACGGAAAAUGGAAAAAAAGGAAAAGAUCUAACAAUUAAUCAUGAUUUAAUCCAAUCUACCCCGGAACGAAAAGUAGAUACAAGUAUCAAAAAAGAAGAGUCCCCAAAAGAAGAUAUUAAGAAUGAUCAAAACAUACAAAAUAGUUCCAAUACAACACAGGAAAUUAUUGAAGUUCCUAAGAUUGAAUCUAAAACUAUAUCAGAAGAAGUUAAAAAUAUAAAGGACAAUUCGGCCUUAAAAGUUGAAACGUCUGUUCCUGUAUUACAAAAUGAGUUACUCUCUACGGGAUCUGAUAAUAUCACAUGUGAAAAAGAUAGUGAAAUACCCCCAAACAUUACACAUAAUACAAGCAAUAAAGAGGUAAUAACAACACUUCCUGAAAACAAUUCAACAAACGAAUAUAAAACAAAUGAGGUAGAUUUACUUCCUUUAAAUGAUAAUACACUUGAAGAAACAAAAGAAUUGCGAACAGAGGAGAAUGAAAGUAUUAUAACUAAAAAUAAAGAUAAUGAUUUAUCAAAUAACAGUAUAAAACAAAAAGACAUUCCGCAUAUUAACCCUGAGUUAAGAUUAUCACAAAAAGAGAAAACUGAUAAUAUUAAGACUGACAUAGAAAAAGAGAAAGAAAAUAAACGUGAAAGUGUUAAAAGACCUAUUCCAAAUGCCGGUAUUAACUUAUUCCUUCCUAAAAAGCCCGUAAAAGAUGUUCCUGCUCUAAAACCGCUUAUAGCGACACCGCGACCGCUUCAAAAGAAACCUCCUCAAGUAAUUCGUUCAAGUAGUUCCUCAGAAACAUCAUCUACUGAAGAUUCUUCUGAUGAAGAUGAAGACGAUUCUAGCGAAAGUUCAAAUGACUUUUAUGAGUGUGAAAAUAACGCUGACGGUAGAACUUCGACUGGUUCAAACGACUCAGGAUUCGAUUCAUCGGCGCCUACGUCUCCAUCCGGAUUCAGUUAUGCUAGAAAAGACUGCGAUGUAAAUUGUCAUCGAAAAUGUGAAAAAUUGACGGCGAAUUUGUGUGGAGUCAAUCAGCGCCUAUUAGUAGAGGCUUUGGCGUCGCGAACGGCAUCAAAACGAGGUGCGGACCACCCCAGCACGUCCACAAAUGCAGUACAAAAUAAUAACUCGGACAUCGUCCAACAAGAGCUCGAACAAUCGACAGCAUACGGCAUUUUCAGGAAGACGGGAAGAUUCACCCCUCCCGCUCGCAGCAUUCCUCGUUUUAGGAAGUACACCAUAGAUGACUUCCAAUUUAUAAAGGUGCUGGGAAAAGGCAGCUUUGGAAAGGUAAUGUUAGCUGAACUACGGGAAACGGAGUACUACUACGCAGUGAAGUGUCUGAAAAAGGACGUGGUGUUAGAAGACGAUGAUGUCGAGUGCACCCUGAUAGAGAGAAAGGUUCUGGCGCUCGGCACCAACCAUCCGUACCUGUGCCAUUUAUUCGCUACGUUUCAGACUGAUUCCCAUUUAUUCUUUGUAAUGGAAUACUUGAACGGCGGUGAUCUCAUGUUCCACAUUCAACAAAGCGGCCGCUUCGCGGAGCCCCGGGCGAGGUUCUACGCGGCUGAAAUAGUUUCCGGGCUUAAGUUCUUACACAAAAGAGGAAUAGUUUAUAGGGAUUUGAAAUUAGAUAACAUUUUGUUAGACUUCGACGGCCAUGUUCGGAUAGCAGACUUCGGAAUGUGCAAGCUUCAGAUAUAUUUGGACAAAACUGCCGAUACCUUCUGCGGGACACCUGAUUACAUGGCUCCUGAGAUAAUAAAAGGCUUAAAAUACAACCAGACGGUAGACUGGUGGUCUUUUGGCGUUCUGUUAUACGAAAUGCUGAUCGGUCAGAGUCCGUUCAGCGGCUGCGACGAGGACGAGUUGUUUUGGUCCAUUUGCAACGAAAUGCCUUCAUACCCUCGCUUCUUAUCUACGGAGAGUCUUAGCAUACUGACACGGCUAUUAGACAAAGACGCGCGAACGCGGCUGGGCGGUGUGGAGUGCAUGCACGGUGACAUUCGGGACCAGGACUUCUUCAAGCCCAUCCAGUGGGACAAACUUGAGAGACGGGAACUCGAGGCGCCGUUUAAACCUAAAGUGAGACAUCCAUUGGACACACAAUACUUCGACCGCGCGUUCACGGGCGAACGUCCGCGCCUCACGGCGGUCGAGCCGCAAGUUCUGCGCUCUAUGGACCAAGAGCCCUUCCGAGGGUUCUCCUACACUAAUCCUAAUGCUACAGAUCGUUGAAAAUUUUGAUAAAAUGAUCAUUUUCACGGCUUUAUUUAUCCCUUUUCAGGUUUUCCCUACAGGUUUUGAAAUACCUUAGGUGUACCCUGUAGUCUAUGUUGUCUAUGGUGUAAAAACAACGCACGUUGAAGUUCAAAUACUUUAUCUAGUCAUUUUCUUGUUACCAAUGAUGAAGUUACAAUUUAAACUUUCUAUGUUAAAUAUUUUCUAGAAUGGAUUUAUGUUUUAUCUAAUAAUUAUAUGUAUCAUAUUAUGACGAGAAAAUAUUGAUGUUAACCACCUCGUAUGGUUUAUAAACGGUUUAUAUUAUUUUUUGGUUGAAGACUUAGUUCUUACAAUAUCUCAACUGUUCAACUUUAUGUAAUAACCAUGCCAUUUCCAGGAUGGAUGGUGGGUGUCAUGUUACAUUUUUAAAGAUGUUCAAGUAGUUAGAUAAUUAUUAUUCAGAUUUCAGAUGAAUUGUUGAAUCAAUCACUUUUGGCCUGUCGCACUCGAAAUUUAAUGAUUUGUGCUUAAUUAUAUCAAAUUUAAAUAUCUCUAAAUAUGUUAUACUUACCUAUUACAUGUGUUAUGAUAUUCAUAAAAAAUGUACCCUUAAACUAGUCCAUACCAUAUUAUAUCUCAUUAAGGACCGACUUUGAGAAGCUUAUGGCCUUAAUUAAAUAAGAAACAAAAAAAAAAAGGAAAAAUAUAAUAAAAUUGUACAUAUCAUUUUAUUCACGUGUUAUAAUAUAAUUCAAUGUGUCUGGAACACAGUGUUAUGUUAUUUUAUAUUUUAAGUAGGUUGUAAAGUAUUUUUUAAAUGUAAUUAGGUUAUUAACCAGCUCAGCUAUAAUUCUUUUAUAAGAAAUAAAAAAAUACCGAAACGAUUUGUAAUCGAUAUUUUUUAUGUUAUUGUACUUUGUAAUUAUUUAACGUUA
Molecule: messenger RNA, 5539 nt
Organism: Colias croceus (clouded yellow)
Lineage: Eukaryota; Metazoa; Arthropoda; Insecta; Lepidoptera; Pieridae
Gene: Pkcdelta
Product: putative protein kinase C delta type homolog
Exons: 10
Coding region: 81-4619 (1512 amino acids)
Biological process (GO): peptidyl-serine phosphorylation; intracellular signal transduction
Molecular function (GO): diacylglycerol-dependent serine/threonine kinase activity; ATP binding
Source: RefSeq, a predicted model, not a curated record